CUGUUCCGACAGCGGCGACCAACGCUACACGACAACCAUGGUUUCGCCGGCUUGGAGGAGUGGAUCUCCGAGAUUCUCGAUCACGACUCUAUGUUUCUUGCUGGUUGUGUACUCGAUUCAGCUCCCGGUGGGCGAUUCGCAGCACUCAUGUUCGACUAUGGGUGAAGUUUAUCCUCAGGAGGCGAUUCGCCGAGGAACCCACAACCUCGUCUGGAGUAAAGCUCAAAUUUCGAAACCAGCCCCCAACUUCUCAGCUCAAGCGAUAGUCGAUGGAGAAAUCCGAGAAGUGAAGCUUAGUGACUACAAAGGCAAAUACGUGGUGUUCUUCUUCUAUCCUCUGGACUUUACAUUCGUUUGCCCGACGGAAAUCAUCGCUUUCUCGGAUCGCGUGGCGGAAUUCCGGAAAAUCAACACCGAGGUCAUCGCCUGUUCUGUGGAUUCCGCAUUCACCCAUUUGGCUUGGGUGAAAACGCCUCGAGAAAAAGGUGGUCUCGGAGAUAUCCAGAUUCCCCUGCUCUCUGAUCUCACGCACCAAAUUUCGAAGGACUACGGAGUCUAUCUUGAGGAUCUUGGUCACACUCUCCGGGGGCUCUUCAUCAUCGAUGGAAACGGCGUAUUGCGCCAGAUCACCAUGAAUGAUCUCCCAGUUGGACGUUCAGUCGAUGAGACACUCCGACUAAUCCAAGCUUUCCAAUACACGGAUAAACAUGGCGAAGUCUGCCCCGCCGGCUGGAAACCGGGGAAAGAUACGAUCGUGCCGAAUCCGAACGACAAGCUGAAAUACUUCUCGAAACACACCACAGCCGAACUCUGAGCUGAGCUACCCACAGAACGACACGGGAUCAUCCAAGCUCAGACGGACUUCACGGUAUCGGGAAAUCUAUCAUCACCUUCGCGUUUUCAGGGAAGAAUGAUGAAAACAUGGGCUUCGGAGAAUCUCGGAGAGAUAUGAAGUUCAGCUACGGGGAGUGCUCGUCCCCAGAUCUCAGAUUACGAUAUAAUAAAGACGAAAACAUCGUGAAA
Messenger RNA from Galendromus occidentalis (western predatory mite), 1023 nucleotides. Its product is annotated as peroxiredoxin-2. Gene Ontology annotation, cellular component: endoplasmic reticulum; cytosol. Gene Ontology annotation, molecular function: thioredoxin peroxidase activity. The record is from RefSeq and is a predicted model, not a curated record. The coding region runs from base 38 to 814 and encodes 258 amino acids. Gene Ontology annotation, biological process: cell redox homeostasis; response to oxidative stress; hydrogen peroxide catabolic process. The transcript is spliced from 5 exons. Lineage: Eukaryota; Metazoa; Arthropoda; Arachnida; Mesostigmata; Phytoseiidae.